Priapulus caudatus is the source of this 570-nucleotide messenger RNA. Its product is annotated as CD209 antigen-like protein A. Lineage: Eukaryota; Metazoa; Priapulida; Priapulimorpha; Priapulimorphida; Priapulidae. Gene Ontology annotation, biological process: biological process involved in interspecies interaction between organisms. The coding region runs from base 1 to 570 and encodes 189 amino acids. Gene Ontology annotation, molecular function: carbohydrate binding. The record is from RefSeq and is a predicted model, not a curated record. Gene Ontology annotation, cellular component: external side of plasma membrane. The transcript is spliced from 2 exons.
AUGAUGGUCAGAAGCAUAACGGAGUGUUCCGUAGUUUGCGCCCGCACCCAGGGCUGCACCGGUUAUAACAUAGAGAUCACCACAGCAAGCCGCAAACAGUGUGAGUUGAGCGCCUACUCAGACACUGACGUCGGCGGUGCAAUUGUCACCGAUAACAACUACAACUUCUAUACGAAAGUAAACAGCGGAGAAUGCCCUGCAGACUUCGUGGAAUUCCGUGGAAAUUGUUACUACAUUGAGACACUCAACACGAAGACUUGGCAAAAGGCACGUGACCACUGCAUCAGCAUGGGAGCCGACCUCGUCAGUCUGGAAUCACCGGGAGAAACCGAUUUCGUGGCGCCUCAACUGCCACCAAGUUGGUGGACCGGUGGCAACGACGUUGCAGUGGACACGCAGUGGGUGUGGGUUGCUACAGGAAGACAGGUAGGCAUGUGUGCACCUAUUCCGUGGGGUCCUAGAGAACCAAGUGGAGGUGGAGAAAACUACAUGUUCGCAAAGACCAGUUAUUUGAGAGGUGAUGAUGGGGGAUCAUAUUCAACAAAUUACGUCUGUGAGAAAUCGCCAUGA